Messenger RNA from Baudoinia panamericana UAMH 10762, 1848 nucleotides. RefSeq lists its product as uncharacterized. Bases 1 to 1848 code for a protein of 615 amino acids. NCBI's taxonomy places the organism in Eukaryota, Fungi, Ascomycota, Dothideomycetes, Mycosphaerellales, Teratosphaeriaceae. Gene Ontology annotation, molecular function: transmembrane transporter activity. The transcript is spliced from 3 exons. Gene Ontology annotation, biological process: transmembrane transport. The record is from RefSeq and is a predicted model, not a curated record.
AUGAACAAGAACGACGGCGGGAAACGGCACGAUGCGCAAGCGUUUCCUGUCAAGCAAAUGGUCGUGCUCGGCUUAUGCCGGAUAUGCGAGCCAAUUGCGUUCAUGUCGAUCUUCCCAUACAUCUACUAUAUGAUCGAGUCGUUCAAUAUCACCACUGACGGCAAGCAAAUCGCCUUGUACGCAGGCCUGGUCACAUCGGCAUUUGCAUUUGCGGAAUGCUUGGCCGGGCCGUUCUGGGGACGCUUGAGCGACAAGUACGGACGGAAACCGAUAUUGCUCACCGGUAUUGCUGGCACCGGUCUCAGCAUGCUUGUGUUUGGCUUCGCAAAAGAUCUACCGACUGCGCUUGUUGGACGAGCUCUUGGCGGCAUCUUGAAUGGCAACAUUGGUGUGCUGCAGACUACGGUGGCUGAGGUUGUCACCGUGGAAGCUCACCAGGCUCGUGCAUACGCCAUUAUGCCCUUCGUCUGGUGUUUGGGCAGCAUAGUCGGAUCUGCAAUGGGUGGUGCGCUUGCGGACCCUGUGCGCAACUACCCAAGCAUGUUCGGCCACGGAACAAUCUUCGAAGCCUAUCCUUACCUGCUCACCAAUCUGGUUUGCGCGGCAGUGGUGAUUUUCAGCUUGGUGAUUGGACUAUUGUUUCUAGAAGAGACUCAUGAGGAUAAGAGGGACCGCAAAGACCUCGGACGCGACCUUGGCAAUUGGAUACUGGGCCGCCUUGGGAAGGUAGCCACGACUCCAUCGCUCAGUUACAAGGAUGGGCAUGAUGAAGAAGCUCUGUUCCUCGUCACAGAUGACGAGCUGCCUCCAGAUUACAGCAGUACAGCUUCGUCACCCAUGCUACCUCCCACGUCGAGCGAGCUCCCGCCACCAGCAUAUCGCUCCAUAGAAGGCUCGCCGCGCAGUUCCGAUGCCUUGGAUACGAAUGAUGCGUUCUCCGCAGAGGUGGAAGCCGCCUUGCGUGGCGCAGAACGAGAUGCCAAGCGCUCUGCAAGCGCAUCCAAUGCUUUCACGAAGCAAGUCAUCUUCAACAUCAUCGGCUUCGGCAUCCUUGCAUAUCAUACCAUCUCCGCAGAGCAGCUUCUCCCAGUGUUGUUUAGCAUGCCAGAAUCCGACUCAACGCCCUCACUGCCCUUCAUGUUCACCGGCGGCUUCGCAUUGUCGACGAAAUUUAUCGGUGGCAUCCUUGCUGCCCAAGGCUUCAUCCAGAUGGUGGCCACUAUGGUCAUCUUCCCCAUCGUGAGUCGCAGAUUAGGCAGCCUUGCGACUUACCGUAUGGUGGUGAUAUCCUACCCUCUUCUCUACCUGGUUGUACCUUAUCUGACAUUGGUGCCAAUCAACUGGAGGAUGCCGGCGGUCUGGGCUGUCAUUGUCUGGAAGGUGACCGCUCAGGCUUUUGCGUUUCCGUCGACCAAUAUCAUGCUCGCCAAUUCAGCGCCAUCAACGAAGGUGCUCGGCACGCUCAACGGUGUCGCUUCGUCAGCCGCCAGUGGCAUGAGAGCGUUCGGCCCGACAAUAUCAGGCCUUCUGCAAUCUGCAGGCCUCACAAUCGGCGCUCUGGGCCUUCCAUGGUGGGUCAAUGCACUGAUCGCUUGCUCUGGCGCAGUACUCAGUCUCUUUAUGGUUGAAGAGAGGCGUCGAACCUUCCUAUCAGAGAAGCAGCAAGACACGGAUGACUCGGUCCCAUUACCUUCAGCACUCGAGGCGGACGAGCUGGACGCCGCACUGGUUGCAGCCGAGAGUCUGAACGUGUCGUCCGAGAGCCACCUUCAAACACCUGGCUCUCCCCUACUCACGAGGAUGAGUCUGGACAUUCGGCGCAACGCUCGCCGUGAAAGCAGAUCAUAG